This is a messenger RNA of Ceratosolen solmsi marchali, 3032 nucleotides long. It is a transcript of the gene TAF1B, whose product is annotated as TATA box-binding protein-associated factor RNA polymerase I subunit B. Gene Ontology annotation, biological process: RNA polymerase I preinitiation complex assembly; nucleolar large rRNA transcription by RNA polymerase I. Gene Ontology annotation, cellular component: RNA polymerase I core factor complex; RNA polymerase transcription factor SL1 complex. The transcript has 10 exons. The record is from RefSeq and is a predicted model, not a curated record. The coding region runs from base 112 to 3015 and encodes 967 amino acids. NCBI's taxonomy places the organism in Eukaryota, Metazoa, Arthropoda, Insecta, Hymenoptera, Agaonidae. Gene Ontology annotation, molecular function: RNA polymerase I core promoter sequence-specific DNA binding.
GUUAGAUUAGGUAUGUCACGUUAGGUUAUAUUAUGCACAACAGUCACCACGUGGAUAAUAUGGAGAAAUAUAAAAAUAAUUAUUGAUUGUAUUAUCCUUAAAUUUUAUACAAUGCUUUCGCAGGAUGCAAAUACACAGAUUUGUGCUUUGUGCAACAGUACAAAUUUUUAUAAAGAAGAUGGAUAUUAUUUUUGCAGUACGUGUCAAACGCAAAAUGAGGAUGUGAGAGAAGAAGUUUUUGACGGACGUUAUGAUCUCACAACAAAAUUACGAAAAAUUAAGAUAAAAUCAAAAAAAUCAGAUAAAACUGAGAUUAUCGGAUGGACAAGCUGGGAACUUUAUAAUUUUGUAUUGAUAGGAUUAACAAAUCAGCUUAUUCAAAUUGGCGCAGAUCCAAGUAUAAAAUUAACGGUUUUACAAUUGUGGUCAUUCUAUUUAACUAAAUUAGAAGUUGCGUUUACAUCAAAAAGUAAAAAGUGUAUUCCAAAAAUGGCUCGUCGAUAUCAUAAAAGAGACGCAGAAAUUAUUUAUGGCAAGAUUGAACAAAAAAAAAAGAAGAGGGAAAAGAAUCAGAGCAGUAAAACAAGUAGUAAAAGUUUAUCAAUAAUGUCUAGUUUUGUUACCAAUAGAAGUGAUUCAACUAGAGAAUUAAAUAGAAGCAAAAAACUUUUAGUCGCAUCAGAGUACAAAAAAUACUUGCAGAGUCAAGCUAAUUCUGAUAAUGAUGGAGUUAGUUCUCUAAGUCAAAGUUUAAAUAGUUUACAGUCUAAUCUUACUCAAUCAAACAACAACACUUAUAGAAUACGUUUUAAUAAAAAAGCAAGACUAGAAGCUAAGAAAUUGAAAGUACUGUCGAAGAAACUUCCACGUGCAAAACGAGUAAACUAUUGUAAAAAACAUGUGACGACUCAGUAUGCAACUGGUCCAGAUGUACUUACCCCAUUGAAGCUCUUGUCAAUUCUUUAUUUAGCUCUAAGAGCUGAUAAUAUAAAUAUUUAUAUAUCUGAUUUGAUAAGAUUUUGUAGAGAAAGCCAUCUGUCUUAUUAUAAUUUGGACCAUUUAAUUCCAUCGGAAGUAAUAUUAGAAAAAUGUGACGUUACUCUUUUGACGCAAACUACAGAUAUAACACACAAAGGUGUAAGAAGAACUGCUACGAGAGUAGCAAAAUUUUUAAACGUUUAUGAACUUGCUGAUCCUGAUUUUAUCACUUUAAUUAGAAGAUUUUGUGAGGAUCUUGAAUUACCAAAAGGUAUUUUAUUGUACGCAGAAAGGCUAUUUCUCUCAUCACCCUCAAUCAUGAAAUUCACAUCAAAAUCUUCAUUAAUUCCUAAUUACGAAGGCAGAGCAAUGGCUUAUAUCGUAGUAGUUUUAAAAACUCUAUUUGGUCUAGACGAUAUUACAGAAACAGAAAUAAGUCGAGUAGUAGAAAAAAUUAAUAGGGUAGCUAGUGAUAAGGAAAUAUUGACAGGAAAAUUAUUUAAUUUUUGUGAAUGGCAGAAAUAUAUCGAGUGUCGAAAAAAUAUAUUGAUAAACGUGCAUUUUCCAUCUAAAAUGAAGUACGAUCCUGAAUGUGUUGGAACCUCACAUUUGUAUAUGAGAUUCAUGAGCUUAAUGAGGUCUAAGCGAGAAACUAAUGUAUCAGAAGCAAAUUGUAAAUAUUCUGUAUUGCAAAAUUUAUCUGAUGCAUUAAAUAAGUGCAUCGAUAAACUUAACGAUAAUUUAAUACCCCUUAAAGAGAUGGAACUAUUUUCUCCUUCUUUUACACCAUUACAGUCAUAUACAGCUCAACUCAUAAAAAAUCCAUACUAUGAAAUUCCAAAUAUAUUAAAAAUGAAAUUUUAUGAGACUAAAGUUGGGUAUAUGACGAAGCCAAAUUCACUUAUUGAAUUAGCUUCUCAAUGUGGAAUAAAACUUAAAGUUGUAGAUUGUAGUUUACAUUAUUUAGAAAAAAUUGUUCCCCCAUUCGAGCAACCACGAAUGCCAACUCCAGAAGAAUUGUGUAAGCUUGUUAAAGUGGAACAUCCUAAACAUGUAAAUAAGAAUCAAAUUGUAAAUAAAAGUGAUAAUUUAUUAGAUUAUUCGCAUAGAAAUCGUCCUUGUAAAUUAAAAGUCAAUUUAAAAAGUUUCAAGUAUUACUCAUUAGUUUCUGGUAAACGUUUAGAUUCAGAUGAAACAUCAGAUGUGGAGGAAGAUGGUUUAUUUGAUCAACUUUUACCAGAUGGAAGACUUGAUAUUCAAAAUAAUAGUGAUUCUGAAGAGGAAAAUAAUUUAAAUAAAGUAAAUACAAAGGAUGCUAAUUAUACAGAUAAUAGAUGUGUGUUAAAUAAAGAGUUCUUUGAAAAAUGCAAUAUUAAAUUAUAUAAUCAUGAAAUAGAAUCGUUAUCAAAUGUUAAAAAAGUAAAAGAAAAGUACGUUCCGUCCCGAAACACGGGUGGUAAGUUCGUAAAAGUAUUACCUAAAAGGCACCAGGACGUUAAUAAGAAGAACAAGAAUAAACAAAUUGAAGAGAAUGUAAAUAACGAUUUUGAUGAAUUAGAUGUCGACGAUGUUACAUUUGAAACUCAUAUUAAAAAGAAGGGGUGUAAAAAUAUUAAUAAAAUGAUGUUUGAUAAUAAAGCAUUUGAAGUUCCAUUAGAUAAUGUUAAUUUAUCUGAUUCUGACAGCAAUGAUGGAAAUAUUGGUAAUCAAGCUCACAAUUCUUUCAUAAAUGAUUCCGAAAUAUUAUUUAGACCAUAUAAAAACUAUUGGAUGUAUCACUGUAUUUUUAGCCGAGUUAAAGGAAAAAAUUUCGACUUAUUUGAAAAAGAAUUGCCUCGGAACUUUUUGUGGUUGUUAAAUGAAUGUGCUAAUAUUAUUGAAAUGACCACGGAAGAUCUGUACGAAGAAGUUUGUUUAAUUGAAGCAUAUCACUUUAGUGUUUUAAAACCCGACAAUACGGAUAAAGAUUAUUCAGAUUAUCAGUUUCAUGAUUGCGAUUCAAAAUUGUACAGAAAUAAGAUUUUAAAUAAAUGGUAAUAAAAAAACUCUUCGGU